Molecule: messenger RNA, 1170 nt
Organism: Penicillium subrubescens
Lineage: Eukaryota; Fungi; Ascomycota; Eurotiomycetes; Eurotiales; Aspergillaceae
Exons: 1
Coding region: 1-1170 (389 amino acids)
Source: RefSeq, a predicted model, not a curated record
AUGGAUCCUUUCUCAAUAUUCCCACCCGAGGUAAUACUGUCCAUCCUUGAGUUUUGUACCGACUUUGCCAGCUUAGAUGGCUUACUCAGAACGUCCGCCCGAGCCGAUCAAGUGUUCGGCAAAUACUACAAGACCAUCACUGAGCGGGUCAUGAAGAAUUGCCUGAUCCUUUCCCAUGGGCUACAGUACGAAUUUCGCAUGAUCAUACUGCUCGAAUUAGAGAAAACUUCAUUUACUCUCUCGAGCCUCCCAGUGGUACUAGAUAGCAUUAACACACCAUCUGAUGUGCCGCUUUCUGUCCCUGCUGACCAUUCGUUGCGAGCCGUGCGAAAAGCCGUUAGUAUAGCGGGAAAUAUCUGUUACGCUGCUUCGGCUUGUCUUCAUGUUAUGAUGGAUCGUCUUAUGGCUGCAGAGCCCCGCCGUGUGGUUGGCUCUCCUAGUGCUGUUGAAUGGAUAGAGGGAAGUUUAUCCGAGGUUCAAAGCGAACCCAUCCGGAUCAGAUACCAUCCUCCUUCCUGGGCUGAAACAUAUCGAACACAUCGCAUUCUAUGGGCGCUUGCGAUAUUCAGUUGCGUUUUGCACGCGGCAAACACGCGAUGGGACUGGUCUCUGGAGGACAAAGACUCUUUCAUCGAGCGAUAUACCCGAGUGGGACUGACAUGGCGUCCCGAGCAACUCAAAACGAUCGCAGAAUGCUUGUGCAUUCUUAAUCCUAGCGAGGCAAUAGCCCUAGAUCACCGUUUCCCUUUUAUGGUGACCAUUCCUUCGUUCCUACACUCACCCGCUCGUUUGAUCAUACCCAACCCCCCUGAAAGGAAUCAAGCCGUGGAUAAAGAUUGGGAAAAGAUUUAUCGACUCGCCGGAAGACAAAAUGGCGCUAUAGGCACGUAUCGCCAACUUCUACGCGUUCAUUGGCCUCCGAGACCUCCUCUGCAAUCUGGGGAUUUACGAGUCUUUCGACGCCUUGGGAUCCCGAUAUGGGAUGACUGGCGACUACAUCUAAUUGGGUUGAUUGACCGGCCAAGUGAUAGCAAUUGUCUGGACAGUUCUGUCUUUGAUUAUCUGCCGAAGGAACUCGCGAGCUGGUCUACUGCUUGCGCACUUUUCACAUGGUGGGACCUAGCAAAAAAGGGGGACCUUGACGAGAAGAUUGUCGCUGCGCAUUCAUAA